AUGGAAGCUUUGGCAAUUUCACAUUACAUUCCUUCCAAAGAGAGAUAUCCUAACAACACACGCUUAUGCUCUCUUCUCCAUCUAAUUCCUACUACGACUAGAAAAAAAAAGAAAGAACAAAACCAAUCACUGGGUUCUUACCAAAUAUUACCGUCGGCGCCAGUGGCGGAGAACGAGAAGAGAACGGAGGAGCAUGUGCAGUCGUUGAAAGAUCUGAUUCCGUUCCGUUAUCCAGCUGGGACCGAGACGCCUCCGUUCGAGCAUAUGCCUAAUUCCGUUAAACGGAGUUACGUCAAGGUUAAAGAGCCUCUCUUUGAUCCGAUGACUUCUAGGCGUAUCUAUUGGCGGGAAGUACCUUCUGCUGAGGAUGAUCACGGCCAUGGUCAUGGAUGUUGCUUUUUCUUGAAGAGAAGCAUUCGAAGGAUGAUCAACAAGUGGUUUGGUACUCUUUUUGGAUUACCCAAGUUUGACGAGUUUUCAUUAUUGAACAGAAGGUACUUCCCGCCAAUAGAUACGCCUAGAAGUCAUCGGAUCAAAGAGAGGCUCUUUAACCUUGACGUAACUCCGUUUAACGGAAUUAGGCAUAUGCUCGAACGGAGGCGUCUCGGUCCCAGCUGGAUAACGGAACGGAAUCAGAUCUUUCAACGACUGCACAUGCUCCUCCGUUCUCUUCUCGUUCUCCGCCACUGGCGCCGACGGUAA
Molecule: messenger RNA, 702 nt
Organism: Microthlaspi erraticum
Lineage: Eukaryota; Viridiplantae; Streptophyta; Magnoliopsida; Brassicales; Brassicaceae
Source: the annotation of a GenBank genome assembly